Austrofundulus limnaeus is the source of this 1209-nucleotide messenger RNA. RefSeq names its product UDP-glucuronic acid/UDP-N-acetylgalactosamine transporter. Lineage: Eukaryota; Metazoa; Chordata; Actinopteri; Cyprinodontiformes; Rivulidae. The record is from RefSeq and is a predicted model, not a curated record. The transcript is spliced from 13 exons. The coding region runs from base 16 to 1023 and encodes 335 amino acids.
CUCUUCCCGUCAAAGAUGGRGUCGCUCCACAAACGCAGCGGUGAAGCCGACAGGAGCUCCUCGGCUGGAGUUUCAUCCUCUAAACCUCAGAGGGAAACUUCUGCAGACUCCUCAGUGUUCGUCAAACUGCUGGCGGCGGGCUUUUACGGAGUCAGCUCGUUCCUCAUCGUUGUCGUCAACAAAAGCGUCCUGACCAGCUACAGAUUCCCAUCAUCAACAUGUGUUGGAAUUGGUCAGAUGCUGGCCACCAUCGUAGUUCUGAGGACUGGGAAGAUGUUUGGUGUUAUCUCAUUCCCAGACAUGGAUUUGAGUGUACCACACAAGAUGUUCCCGCUGCCUCUGCUCUAUGCAGGGAAUCAGAUAUCUGGGCUGUUUGGGACGCAGAGACUGAAUUUACCCAUGUUCACAGUUCUCAGGAGGUUCAGUAUUUUUCUCACCAUGGUGUUUGAGGGACUCCUGCUCAAAAAAACCUUCUCUGCUUCCGUUAAGAUGACGGUGUUCACCAUGAUCUUUGGUGCUUUCAUUGCAGCGAGCGACGACUUGGCCUUUGACUUUGAAGGGUACUCGUUCAUAAUGCUGAAUAACGUUCUGACGGCAGCCAGCGGGGCGUACGUGAAGCAGAAGCUAGACUCGAAGGAGCUGGGUAAAUAUGGGCUGCUGUACUACAACGCUCUGAUCAUGAUCCUCCCCACGCUGGCAUAUGCUCACUACUCAGGAGACCUGCAGGCGGGUCUGCAGUAUAAAGGCUGGUCCGAUCCCCUGUUUGUUGUGCAGUUUGUGCUCUCCUGUGUCAUGGGCUUUAUCUUGAUGUACUCCAUCCUGCUGUGCACGCAGCGUAACUCGGCUCUCACCACAUCCAUCAUCGGUUGUAUAAAGAAUGUCCUUGUUACGUACAUCGGGAUGGUGUUUGGUGGAGACUACAUUUUCACCUGGACCAACUUUGUGGGUUUGAACAUCAGCAUCGCCGGCAGCCUGGUCUACUCCUACAUCACCUUCACACAGGAACACACCAAGAAGGCGUAACUCAAAGUCCGGAUCUGAUCCUCGAGGUUCUGAAGAAAAAUCCUCACUUUUAUAAACAGCAACAUGUUUACUUAAUUAGUUUAAAUCAGUGUGUUUUUUUAUAAUGUAAUGAUUUUCAUUUCAGUCUACAUAUUUAAUUAUGUACAUUUUUUUAUAAGAAAUGAUCAAAAUAAAUAUUUUUAAGUA